UAGGCCCCAUGGAAACUGUUUAGCUUGGUUAGUUGAAAACGAAAGAUGUGUGUCAGACGCAGCUUUUUAAUCUUCCUUUUUGGAGUUCUGUGUUCGGUGGCGAAGAUCUCCUGCAAGUUUGAGUUCACAAAUAUACGGUGUGACACCUUGGAUGAAAAGUUUGCCGACUUCGAAUACUGUUAUAUAAAGUCGGUAAAUCGAAGCUACAAAUAUGUGUCGAUAAAAGCUAGACUAUUCAAAACGCCAAUUAAAAAGGUUAAGGUCAAUGGAGUCAUCCUUAAGCGAAAUAUAGGAUAUAACGGCUAUAGACCUUUCAUGUUCAACAUCACAUUGGAUGCCUGCAGGUUCUUGAACAAUACGAAGUCGAACCCAGUAGCCAGUUACCUUUUCGACUUAAUAAUACCCUUUACGAACAUGAAUCAUGAGUGCCCCUUCGAUCAUGAUCUUAUCAUCGAUAAGGUGCCCAUAGCUUUCGUAAACAACCACGUCACAAGGGUUCUUCCCGUCCCAGAAGGCGAUUACCUAUACGAAACGAAUUGGUUUGCCUACGACAUAAAAAGGGCGGUGGUUAAAGUGUAUGGAACCAUAUCUUAA
Drosophila eugracilis is the source of this 594-nucleotide messenger RNA. RefSeq lists its product as uncharacterized. Lineage: Eukaryota; Metazoa; Arthropoda; Insecta; Diptera; Drosophilidae. The record is from RefSeq and is a predicted model, not a curated record. Bases 46 to 594 code for a protein of 182 amino acids. The transcript is spliced from 4 exons.